UAAGGUGUGACGACGGCUGAUGACGUAAAGCGUGAGGUGUGUGCGUUGGAAAAUGAACAUCAGUGAAUGAAAAAAGCGCCCUGGAAGUCACUCAUUGCCCACAGAAACGGUGCCGGUUAUGUAACCCGAUUGCAUGUGUAAGGCAAAGAAGGCAAAAAACGCUCUCGGCGUGUCUCGUCGCUGGAGAUUCCAAGCAACUUUUCUGUUGAAGUCUGGUUCUCAUUGCUGCCUCUGAUUAGGUUCUUCUGUUUCCAUCAUUAACUUCAUGGAGAGAGAAAACCGUUUUGCAAGUGUACAUUAGCAAUUUUCAUCUGGAAGACAAGAGUCAAGAUACACAAUAUCUUGAUGGUAAACUAGUUAUUGACCUUUUAAGGACUGGCUAGCUGUAAGAACAUUACUGCAGCAUCUAUUGGCUGCCAAUCAACACCGGUGGCUUGCCAUCAAAGAUUUGUGAGUAGUGGCUAACCACUAGCAUUAGGUGGUUAGCGUGUGGUGUCCAGUAGAAUUUCUGUGGGUGUUUCGAGUGUAGAAGACACGAAUGGGACGCGCUAGCAUUUCCAGACGGCCUGAAUGGGAGAAGGAGUGAGCAUGGACAACCUUUCGGAGUUUGGAGGCCUUUGUCCGUCCACCCGGAGGGAAUGGGACACAGGCAGCUGUGUGGAUGAUUUAAUGGAUGAAGAUGAGAAAGACAGAGCAAAAAGGGCGUCCCGUAAUAAAUCAGAGAAGAAGAGAAGAGACCAGUUCAAUGUUCUCAUUAAAGAGCUGUGUACGAUGCUGCAGGGUCAAGGUCACCCUCGCAAGAUGGACAAAUCCACCAUCCUGCAGAGAACCAUUGACUUCCUGCAGAAACGGAAAGAGAUCACAGCGCAAACAGAAUCCUGUGAGGUCCGGCAGGACUGGAAGCCUUCUUUCCUCAGCAACGAGGAAUUCACCCAGUUAAUGCUGGAGGCAUUGGAUGGUUUCCUAAUAGCUCUUACCACAGAUGGGAACAUCAUAUAUGUAUCUGACAGUGUCUCGUCUCUCAUUGGUCAUCUACCGUCAGAUAUGGUGGACCAGAACAUUUUGAACUUCCUGCCAGAACGAGAACAUGGAGAGGUGUAUAAACUUCUGUCAUCACACAUGCUGUUGACAGAGCCUUCUGCUGUGGACCUACUCAACAGCAAUGAGACACAUGUCGAGUUCUGCUGUCAUUUAGCAAGGGGAAACAUUGACCCAAAAGAACCGCCCACGUACGAAUAUGUCAAAUUUGUUGGAGAUUUCAAGUUUCAUAAUAACGUGCCUCUGUCCUCAAGUAACGGUUAUGAGCUGGCGUUCCCACGCACGCUGCAGUCCUCACUAGAGGAGCAGAUCUGUCUCGUAGCCACAGUGAGACUCGUGACCCCUCAGUUCCUAAAGGAUCUGUGCAACGUGGAGGAUGUGUGUGAUGAAUUCACAUCAAGACACAGCCUGGAAUGGAAAUUUCUCUUCUUAGAUCAUAGCUAUGCUGAAGUCCGAGCAGAAAGAAGGAGAGAGAUUGGAUUGGAGGAAAGCUCAUCUGAUAUGGCAACAUCCUCAAUCAAGGAGCAGGAGGUGUUUUUGGACAUGUGUCCUCCUUUAGAAGCUACACGGGAAAGAAUCAGCAGCGCUCGAUCAGUGUCAUCACAAAGUUCUAGAAAAUCAUCGCACACAGCACUGUCUGACUCUGCGUCGAACUCAUCGGUGAGGUACACAGAAGCAUGCACGUCGUCACGGCAGUCUGCUUCCAUUGGUCCUGAGAAGAGUUCCAGCAGAAUGCCACAUAGUGGAUCAAAGACCCUUAUUCAGAGGCAGAGCUCCUCUGAGCCCACGUCACUCUCCCCCUCCUGCAGUCAGCAUUCCACUAUGACACAAUCUCUCUACAGAUUCCAGCAGCCUCAGUUAGGCGUCAUGCAUCAGCUGAAAGACCAGCUAGAAGAGCGGACACGCAUCCUACAGGCCGACAUCAAAACACAACAGCAAGAGCUGCACGACAUUAAAGAGAAACUACAACUUGCUAAUCUACAGAUGUUACUCCAGCAGCCGAUACAGGGAGAAUUUGCCAGUUCUGGUCUGCAGCAGCAGGGUCCAGGCAGGCCGUCCCAACACAGCACCCAGCCCAAACCUCAACACUGUGUUUCACAUUCAUCACACACACUACUCCGAGAACAGCCCAGUAGCUCAUCUGCUCAGGGCCAGCAGAGACUGGUUCAGACUGGACACAUGCAGGCCGUCAGUGUUCCAAUGCAGACACACACCAGUCUCACCACACCCUUCUAUAGCAACCCAAUGAUGUUCUCACCCAACCACGGACACCGAACCCAACACGACACACACUGCCAAAGACACACACACACCGACUACAGCCAGGACGGACAGCUACGGCUGCUACUAAACCAACCAAUGCAGACACUUGUACCAGACAGCAAUGGAGGAGCCCAGUCUUCCCAAUGCAGCUCAACUGUUCUACAAACCAAAUAUGCUCUGGACCAGCAGAUGAUGGCUCCUUCCUUCCCUGUGCAGCAGGUGAACUGUAACGCUGUGCUUGUCCCUUCCCCUGUCUUCACCUCACCAAUCAUGAUCCCCCAUAAUAGUUUCAUCACCCAUCAGGCCACGCCCACCUACACGCCUCACCCGUCGGCUGUCCCACACAGUUUACCACUACAACAACCUCAGCAGUUCUUUCAGAUGCAGCCUCAGGGUCUGAUUCACAGUGCUCCCACUCAGGCCUUAUUCCACACCCCUAACGUUCCACAGCAAAGCACUGUGGGAUACAUACAGCCACAACAACAGCAGCAGGAGCAGCAUCAUCACUCACAGUCCGGCAACCUGUCGGACUACAGAAACAUGCUCCCACGGUAGCCCCGCCACCUGGGAAAAGCCGAGAGGUUGCCGGGAAAGCGCGUUGAGCGUUUAGCUCUGAAAGGCAUGAUGGGAAGGGACUCUCUCGGCUCAGGGGAAGGCUCGUUCCCGAGCCAAGCCAAAGUCCCUCAAAGUUCCCAUGACAGCAAAUGAUGGUGAUAAUGCCACAAGGCCCAAGGACUCUGCCUGGCCUGGACUGCACGCAGAGGAUGCUGGGAUACGUAGGAGGAGCCCGCAUGCACGUGACCCAUCAUGGAGACAGGGGUCACAGAGCAGUCAAGCAGGCGCUUUGAUCGAUACAUAAAGGACAGAAAGCCGUGGAGGGUUUUUGGUACUGUAAUGUUACAGUUAUCUGGACUUUUCAACACACAAAUAAGACAAAAUCAACAAAUCAAGUAAUGCCUUGACAGAGUGUAAACUCUGCUGCGUGUGUUCUGUCCUCAACCGCUACUAAAAUACUAACUAAAAGAGAAAUCACCCCACCAACAAGGAGAAAAAUACACGGUCAUGAUCUGAUUUCAUGCAUCAUAUUUCAUGUGUGUGUGCAGAUGGUAGCAGCUGGGCAUAAUUCAGCGAAGACCCAAAUAUAUUUCAAAAACAUUUGGCUUCCUGUUAUCAUGUGCAGAGCAGGUUCGGCCCCCUCCUGUAGUUAUGUUAACGCUAACGUAAAGAAACUUGAAUCACGUUGUAUAUUUCAAAUAUUCAAGAACAAUUUCGCACUAGGGCAAACUUUCCUACUGCUGAGUUCAACUCAAUCCCUGUUACUCUUUGUUUCUCGAUCCACUGUACUGUACUUAGAGUUUCUCCACAUAUUGAGUUCCGGAGCAUCGUAUUUCAGUACUUUUUACUUCAUAUUAAGGUCCUAAACAUAGCUCGUCAGGAGAAGCAUGUUGGCUUCCCUGAUCAAACAGUUCUUUGAGUUUUCAGACGUGCAUGUGGUCUGCCUGUCCAUACAGGAAAUCUACAUUGAUUUGAUGUCAAUAUGAGCACAACAGAUGUGCUUUAAGAUUUAGUUUCAGUAUUACACAGGGAUGAAGCUCUGUCUAAUUUAUGCUUCAUAGUAGAGCGACUUUGUGAUUGUUUUAUGGUGGUGGGUGCAAGUGGCGCAGCAGUUAAACUGCAAAAAUGAAGAUGUAAAAUAAGACAGUAAUGCAGGUUGAAUGACUGAAGACGAUCAUAAUGUCAGGGCUGCAGAAAUGGAAAUGUUCUCAUCUGCCAGUCACUUGGGCAAAGUGUUUGACAAAUACAACGCAAAUAUUAGUAAAAAAUACUUAUUUUAUUUUUUCCCCAUUACAUUUUUUUUUUUAAAUUAUUUUUGGGGAGUUGAUGUAGACACAGAAGUGUCAGGCAAAGGGCAAAAAUGUUUAGAUGUUCUGGAACGCAAAUAGGUAAAAAAAAAUCUGACAAUCGUAAAAUUAUUUACAUUUUUUUCUUUGCUGGGAUUUCAAGCUUGCACUUUCCUCCAUCCUGUCACGCAUAGCACAUUAAAAGGCUGGUGCUGAUUAUUUUGUUUUUUUAAAACAAAGAGUCUUAAGAUCAUGUGCCCUUCUGUAUGUUGUGCAAUGCAAAUCGAAAAACAAGAAUGUGUGUAAUUUAUACUUAUCGAAGAGAAGGUUUUGUCAGGUAUGUUUUCUUGUAUUAGCAAGAAACGCUUCGUUUUAGUAAAAGCCAGCGUGCUGUUUGAAUGAAAACCGAAAGUAUUUUUGUACGCAAAUCUCCUCAACAUUUCUUCAGUCAUGUAUAGAAAGUGUGAAACUCCCCGACUCUCUCAGGUGUGACAUCUCCACAAUAUAUCAAAUAAGAUGUUUCAGAUACUACAAACUAUACUCAGACCUUACAAUAUCAAAUCCCCCAUUCCCAAGAACUCAUUUAGGUCCCAAACCAGCCCACCUGAACCAUUUCUAAAUGUUUUGAAAGGUUUGUGAAUUACAUGACCGGUUCAUCUCAGCGUUCUGUUCUGUCUCCCUGGAGUCACACUAGAAAAGAUGAGGAAGAUGUUGGUGUGUUUCGGAGUAUAGGGUGUUCUGCAUCGGUGCCUCCCAUUUAUCACCUUCUGCUGCUCUGAGAUUAUCUUUGGGUCUCACAAAUGCUCUUUAUGUCUCUCUAGACAUGAGAGAAACUACAUUUUGAGUCUGAUUUAACUGUAAAUUUUAGUUUGCUCAACCUACGAAUCCAUCCCAAUAUGUGUUUUAGUACACUGUUGCUGGUCUGAGCUGGUUACUAGGUGGUCAUUAGCUGCUCCAACCAUCUAGGACCAGCAACAAACCAGACGGAGGAGCUAUAAAACAUUGAUUUUAAAAUGAGUUGGACAAAUAAAUCCAAAGGUUAUGACUUAUGCCAGUUGCCACUGUGAUGGCCAUAUAGAGUGUACAUCGUCCCCCGAACAAAAUGAGCUUUCAUCCUUCAUUUAUUGCCCAUUUGCGGUGUUUUCAUGAAAUAUUUUGCCAGCCAGGCUCGAACAUUAAGACUCAAAUGUUUCUGGAGUUAAAGGUUUGAUUGUUUUGCAGAUGUGUUUGUGUUCAUUGAUUGGGUUGACUUGUGAGUGGUAGAUUGAAACUGUACUGACUCUCUCAUCUUUGUUCUCUUUCUCUGUGAAACUAUGCUCUGGUUGUGGAGACUGCACUUUAUUAUUUUUCCCCUUCUUUAUGAAUUUUGCUUUGUGCUCUCUCUCUCUGUCUCUGUCUCUGUCUGUCUGUCUGGCCUGAAUUUCUCCCCAAAAGUGUCUGUUCUGAUGAGGUUUUAGGCCUCAUGGAUUCGUGAGUAUAUGUGUUACCUGAACAGGUGACAUUGUCAGUGCAUUUAUAUUCUCCCAGGUGAGGGGAAGAGACGGAAAAAGACACCUGGCAUAAACAGCCAUCUCUGCUGAUACUCUGCAGAAAAUGCAUGGAAGAUAUUGUAAUAUAAGAUAUACAAAAAAUGUCUAGAAAAAUAUAGUUGUUUAUUUUAUAAGAUGUCAAAUAGAUUGAAAUAAAUUUAUAUACAGUGUAUGAUUUGAAAGUAAAAACAGAGAUAUUUUGUAACAGAUUAAUUAUUGAAGUGUCUUACUUUGGGGGGGACGCAAAGCUUUCUGUUUGUCAGUUCAGCGAGUUGAUGUUGCACAGUCAAUGUAUGGCUUGUUUUUCCCCCUUUUAUUCUUCUGUGUACAUAUACCAUCACAACAAGCUUUAACAUAUUGUUAAUAUUGUUUUAAAAGAAA
Sinocyclocheilus rhinocerous is the source of this 6052-nucleotide messenger RNA. RefSeq names its product circadian locomoter output cycles protein kaput-like. Bases 571 to 2856 code for a protein of 761 amino acids. Gene Ontology annotation, biological process: regulation of transcription by RNA polymerase II; circadian regulation of gene expression. Gene Ontology annotation, molecular function: DNA-binding transcription factor activity, RNA polymerase II-specific; RNA polymerase II cis-regulatory region sequence-specific DNA binding; protein dimerization activity. The transcript has 20 exons. Gene Ontology annotation, cellular component: cytoplasm; nucleus; CLOCK-BMAL transcription complex. The record is from RefSeq and is a predicted model, not a curated record. NCBI's taxonomy places the organism in Eukaryota, Metazoa, Chordata, Actinopteri, Cypriniformes, Cyprinidae.